Sipha flava (yellow sugarcane aphid) is the source of this 2639-nucleotide messenger RNA. Its product is annotated as protein AF-10-like. Bases 367 to 2388 code for a protein of 673 amino acids. The transcript is spliced from 14 exons. The record is from RefSeq and is a predicted model, not a curated record. Gene Ontology annotation, molecular function: histone binding; nucleosome binding. NCBI's taxonomy places the organism in Eukaryota, Metazoa, Arthropoda, Insecta, Hemiptera, Aphididae. Gene Ontology annotation, cellular component: nucleus. Gene Ontology annotation, biological process: regulation of transcription by RNA polymerase II.
GAACUGUAUGAUAACGCGCAGUGACAAUAACUAUUACGGAUCGGCACCAACCGAUGUGAAACGUUUCACCUUGCUUGAAUUCUGCCUCUCCAUGUCUUCUAAAUAAUUUAUUUAUCGUUAUCAUUAUUGAUUUUAUAUAAUCCGCAGUUGUAAACCGAACAUUUUGUUUAGACAUCUGUCUCUAUAGAAAUAUUGUUACAGCAGUUUCCACUCCGGUUUUACGACUGAAUGAGUUCUUUAUAAAGUUUCGAGAUUUCGCAAACUAAGUUGUAGACGCAGGAAAAAAAUUUAACACAAUAAUAUCAGAUAUUUAAUAAAAAAAAAAAAAUCAUUUAAAUACAAUUGAAUCUGUAGUAAAUAUCCAAAAUGAAAGAAAUGCUUGGUGGAUGCAGCGUAUGUUGUGAUGACACGGGAUGGACUGAAAACCCCUUGGUGUAUUGUGAUGGACCUAAUUGUAACGUUGCUGUACAUCAAGCUUGUUAUGGAAUUCGAAUUGUACCCAAAGGAGAAUGGUUUUGCAGGAAAUGUGAAGCAUUUAAAGAAAAAUCUAUUAAAGUGAAAUGUGAACUAUGUCCAUCUAAAGAUGGUGCCCUAAAACCUACUGAAAAUGGGAACUGGGCUCAUGUUGUUUGCGCAUUGUAUAUACCAGAAGUUACAUUUAUGGAUGUUACUACUAUGGAACCAGUAAAAUUGGGUGCAAUACCCAAAGACCGCUUUAACAGAUUGUGUUAUAUAUGUGAAGAAAAAAAUAAAGGACCUAAAUCAACAACAUAUGGAGCAUGUAUGCCAUGUAAUAAAUCUGGUUGCAAAUUAGUAUUUCAUGUGACAUGUGCUCAAAGUGCUGGUUUAUUGUGUGAAGAAGCAGGAAAUUACUACGAUAAUGUUAAAUAUGUUGGUUAUUGUAAGCAUCAUUAUUCUAAGUUGAAAAAAAGCAACAAUGUUAAACCUAUCGCUCCAUAUCGCCCUCAAAAUCAAUCAGAAAAUUCAUCAUCAGAUAAUACUCCAGAAAAACUACUAUCUUUAAAUACAGAUUUGGACCCUCAAACUUCAAAACCAAAACGAAAAUUAACUAUUAUUAAUAAUUUAGGUGAUAAAAUUACUAAUGAUAAAAAAAACAAAGAUUCAGAAAAUCAAAACAUACCAAGUGAUGAUCAUAAAAAAUCAGGUCAUCAUAUUGUAACUACCAAUCAGUCUGGGAAUUUAGUUAUUUCAAUUGGGACUAAAGUUGAAAAUAAAUCAUCAACUAGUAAGAAACAGGGUCUAGAAGAUUCUGAAACUGAAAAGAAACAAACUACUAAAUAUCAGAAAACAAAGAAUGCAAUGAAUACCACUAAGGCAGACAAUGAUCAACUUUCUAAUGGAAUAAAAAUAACUGAAGAAACAAACUUGUAUCGUAUUGAAAAUAAAAAUACAAAUAUGAAAUCAAGUGGAUCUACUGUUAAUUUAACCAAGAUUCCUGAAUCAAAUACAUUAAAAAAAGAAACCAGCAUUAUUAGUACUCCUUCACAUAAUAAACAAGUUUUAAAAGCAGAAGGUCCUGAUAGAAAAGUUACAAACGUCCCUCACAUGUUGGGAAAUACAUUAAAUCCAACAUCCAGUGCGGCACAAAAAAUGGAAAAUAAUUUAAAUGAAGAAAUGGAAACACAUAGAAUGUAUAAUAGUGAACAAAAUUCAUCAGCCAAUGCACAAAAACAUGUUUUACAGCGACGAAAUCAAAAACCAACACAAAACCAUUUGGAAACACCUCAUCCUCAAGGACCUUCUGCGUGGCCUUCAUUUUCGAAUGGAAUUAAUAUUAAUAAUAAUAACACUCAUGCUUUAGAAGAUUUGCUUGAAAGACAAUGGGAACAAGGUGGAGCAUUUUUAAUGGAGCAAGCUCAACACUUUGACAUUGCCUCGUUGUUAACAUGUUUGUAUCAAUUGAAAAGUGAAAAUGUGACCUUGGAAGAUGAAUUAGCAAAUUAUACAAGACGUCGUGAUCACUUAUUAGCUGUUAAUGCACGUCUAGCAAUUCCACUUACACCUCAAAAUAAUCGAAACCAAACACCCGUACCUCUUACUAAUAAUCAUACAGAUGGUCCUAUUCCUAUUCAACCGCCAAGAUCAAAUUAUCAGUCUAAUCAUAGGAAUAUUGAUUCUUCAAUGCAGCAUAGAUACCAAAACCAUUCAAUGGCAAACAGACAUCCAGCUCAUCAUAUAUCAAAUAAUAUACCCUCCCAAGUAGUUAUAAGAGGAGGUAUCCAAGAGCCAAGACCAGACAACCGAAGACAAGUCAACCAAAAUAUGGGCGCUUUGAAUCCUAAUACUAUGUUCCAGGGUUCUGCACAACAACCUUCUAACAUGACUUUGCCACGCCAUCAGAUGGAUGGUCAACCAAAACAUAGUUGAGAACACGUUAAUUGCUCAUGUACUGAAUGUACUUCACUUCUAGCUGAAUACAUCUGGAAACAAAUUACUUAAAAUUUUACUUAUCUUAUUCAAAUUCAGUAAAAGAAUAUUCUGGAAGGAUAUUUUUUAUUUUUAUUACGUCAAUUGUUGGAACUUUAGAACAAAAUUGAGCAUCUUAACAUUAGUUAAUUAAAAUCCUUAACCGUAGAUUUCUUACAGUACUAAAUACAAUACAUUUUUCAUUAUUUUUA